GGACCGAACGCCGCGCCACCAAAUGACCACAUUUCGUUGCAAAGCAUUUUAUACACAGAGGCAGGAGGGAGAAAGAACCAUCCGUUGGCAUACUUUGUGGUUUUAGCUGCACAUUUCGGGUGCAAGUUACAUAUGAAAAAAAAAAAAAAAAAAAAUCGUUGCCACGUGAUGUGAAACAUAUCUACCGAUUUACGUACAUCCCGUUUAAACCACAUGGGGUGUGGAUUUGUUUCCGUACAAAGCCUUCCAACAUGCGCAUUUUUCUGCAAAAUGAAGCUUAUUUUGUGAUUUAUGAGAAAACUGUUUUUUUUAAAUGUUUUUUCAAAGAAGUGUUUAUUAUGUUUUUCCCGAGCGGUAUCUUCGUCAAUGUUAUUUUUUAACGCGCAAGUUUGUGAUUUAUGUUUAUCUUUAAUUCUCUUUUUUUUCUUUUUUUUCACAUUUUUUUCCCUUUUUUUUUCCUGUUUUUUCCCAUAUUUUUUCCCAUAUUUUUUCCUUUUUUUUUCCUUUUUUUUCCUUUUCUUUUUUCUCUUCCGUUCCUUCGAACAUUCCUGCCCCCAACGCAUGUAAACGCAAAAUGAACAUGUACAUAAGCAGAUUGGCCGCAAUACCAAAUUGCUAAUCCUUCUUGUACCCCUGCAUAUACGUUUACGUUAAAAUCGCCUCUGUAUGCAUUUGGACUCGAAGCGCGCCUGUUCGCUUUCGCAACAAUCGAUUGAGUACAUACGUUUCGUUUAUGGGCAAAAUGGAUUGCUUAAUAAAGAAGAUCAAGCAGGUGUUUCAGCACUCCAUCCAGAAGUGCUUCCCCUCGAUUAGCGAAGAAGUGGUGGUUACCUACGCCAACGCGAAAUUCGGCCACUUCCAAUGUAACAACGCCUUGAACAUUUUCAAAAAGUACGGAAAGGAAUUGAACGUGGAAAAUGCGCAGAAGCUCUCGCAGAUGAUAAUAGAAAACAUCAGCGAGAAUUUCUUCGAGGAAAUUAAAUCAUCCCCGCAAGGUUUCAUAACGGUUAAGUUGUCCAAGGAGUACAUAGAAAAGUCGCUACUAAAAUUGUAUAAAAAUAACCAAAUUGACAUCAGCGUGGAUAUAGAUGAAGUGAAGGGCGGAAACGAUGGAGACUACAAAAGAGUGUUGGUCGAUUUCUCUUCCCCAAAUAUUGCCAAAGAAAUGCACGUCGGACAUUUAAGAUCAACCAUAUUAGGAGAUAGCAUAUGUAGAAUUUUCGAGUUCCUAAAAGUGCAAACAAUUAGGGUUAAUCAUAUAGGAGACUGGGGCACACAGUUUGGAAUGAUAAUAAAUCAUAUAGUGUCUACUCACCCCAAUUUUAAGGAAAACAUGCCAGAAUUAACCAAUUUGACGAGUUUGUACCAAGAGGCUAAGAAGCUGUACGACGCAGAUAAAGAAUUCGAAAAAAGCUCCAAAAAUUAUGCCAUCAAAUUGCAGAACAAUGAUGAAGAUUGCUUAUUUGUUUGGAAAAAAUUAUGCGAAAGUAGCAAAAAAGAAUUCGACAAAAUAUAUAAAAUAUUAGAUAUCAAAUUAGAGUAUGUUGGAGAAUCACAUUACAUCAGUAUGAUUUCACCCGCUUUGCAAAUGCUAAAGGAUGAACAGUUGUUGUCAAAUGUUGGAGAUGCUAUCUGUUAUCAAUCGGAAAAUUUUAAUGUCCCAUUAUUUUUACAAAAGUCGAAUGGGGGCUAUGGCUACGAUUCUACAGAUGUUGCUGCUAUUCAUUAUAGAUUAAAAGUAUUAAAUUCCGAUUGUCUUAUUUACGUUACGGAUAAUGGACAGUUAACUCAUUUCGAAACUAUAUUUGAGCUAGCCAAGAAGGCAAAAUGGGCAAGUGAAAACACCAAGUUAGUUCACGUUGGGUUUGGUCUUGUCCUAAAUGCAGAUAAUAAAAAAUUCAAAACGAGAAGUGGCACCAACAUAAAGCUCAUUAAUCUCAUCAACGAGGGGACUGAGCGAGCCAAGAAGGACCUCCUCGAGAGGAUUCAGCUGAAGAGCGAGGAGGAAAAGACCUACUUUAAAGGAAUAGACAUAGAUCAGCUGAGCGAAGAGCUGUGUGUGAGUGCCAUCAAAUAUUUCGACCUCAAGCAGCACAGAAACACGGACUACAAGUUUUCGUAUGAUAAUAUGCUGAAUGUGAAAGGAAACACGGGACUGUACAUUAUAUACGCCUACUCAAGGAUGUGCUCCAUUUUUAGAAAGUGCAGCGUAGAUAUGGACGAGUUGUCGAAAGACGAGCUGAACCUGGUUAGCCCCUACGAAGUAAACCUAGGAUUGCACAUUUUAAAAUUCCCCGACGUCUUUUAUUUUGUUUUAAAAAAUAUGCUAAUUCACAAAUUGGCCGAGUACACCUACGACUUAACGACCACAUUCACGGCGUUUUACGAAAACUGCAAAGUGUUAAACAGCGAAAACGAGAAAACGAGACUAAUUCUGUGUGCCAUAGCAAAGUCGUUAUUACAGAUUUGUCUGGGACUCCUGGGCAUGAAGGCCAUAGAAAAAUUGUGAGAGAAAGAACAAAGAACAGGAUUUAGAAAGAAGCAGUGAAUAACAAAUGGGCAAGGGAUUCACACCCCUUCAACGGCACGAGCGACGGAUCAGUAUCUCCCGAUAGUGUUCAACAUCAUUGGCGUAACACCUUUUUUUACCCCCUUAACUGUACAUUACCAUUUUUGAUUGCCAAACUGUAGAAUAAGAAUUUUUUUUUUUUCAAUUAAGUAAAAAUGAAAUUGCUAUUUUUACCAAAUGGUGAUAGCCCAUCGUGUUGGUCACGCCAUCUUUUGACUUCCCACAAAUUCUUCGCACAGUGGGAAUGAGAAAAUAAAUUUUGCACAUGUGCAGGGGAGAAGUUAAAACAUCACAAAGUAGAGAGAAAAUAAAUAAAUAAAUACAUACAUAAAAAAAUAAACUUAAUUAAAGUGUGUGUUUGUAGAAUGGACAGCUCAGUGCGAAGUCCAUUUUGUACGUGUGAGUGUUGUACUAUAUUAAUUUUUUUUUAUUUUUUUUGUAAUUGUAACAAUAUUGUAAGCCGCAAAGGACUUUAAA
Messenger RNA from Plasmodium vivax (malaria parasite P. vivax), 3046 nucleotides. RefSeq names its product arginyl-tRNA synthetase, putative. The record is from RefSeq and is a predicted model, not a curated record. Gene Ontology annotation, molecular function: ATP binding; arginine-tRNA ligase activity. The transcript has 7 exons. Lineage: Eukaryota; Apicomplexa; Aconoidasida; Haemosporida; Plasmodiidae. Bases 734 to 2509 code for a protein of 591 amino acids. Gene Ontology annotation, cellular component: cytoplasm. Gene Ontology annotation, biological process: arginyl-tRNA aminoacylation.